Arabidopsis thaliana (thale cress) is the source of this 1598-nucleotide messenger RNA. RefSeq names its product Beta-ketoacyl synthase. Gene Ontology annotation, molecular function: acyltransferase activity, transferring groups other than amino-acyl groups; 3-oxoacyl-[acyl-carrier-protein] synthase activity; acyltransferase activity. Gene Ontology annotation, cellular component: mitochondrion. Bases 68 to 1453 code for a protein of 461 amino acids. The record is from RefSeq and is marked reviewed. Gene Ontology annotation, biological process: fatty acid biosynthetic process. The transcript is spliced from 14 exons. NCBI's taxonomy places the organism in Eukaryota, Viridiplantae, Streptophyta, Magnoliopsida, Brassicales, Brassicaceae.
AUUUAAAUCCCUGAUAAAUUCUAAAAAGUCCCAUCAUCGCCGUCGUCUCCGUCACCGUCGCUGUGAAAUGGCGACAUCUAAUCUCCGUAGACACUUGAGCGCAAGUCGCCUCCGCUUAAACCGCUUCAUCUCUACUUCUUCUUCUUAUCAUUCACAUCGCCGUGUUGUUGUCACUGGUCUAGGCAUGGUGACUCCACUUGGUAGAGGCGUUGAAACAACGUGGAGGCGUUUAAUUGAUGGAGAAUGUGGGAUUAGAGGAUUGACUCUUGAUGAUCUCAAGAUGAAGUCUUUUGAUGAAGAGACAAAGUUAUAUACUUUUGAUCAGCUUUCUUCUAAAGUUGCUGCUUUUGUGCCUUAUGGAUCAAACCCUGGUGAAUUUGAUGAAGCCCUUUGGCUAAACUCUAAGGCAGUUGCGAAUUUUAUCGGAUAUGCUGUAUGUGCUGCCGAUGAAGCUUUGAGAGAUGCAGAGUGGUUACCAACUGAAGAAGAAGAAAAAGAGAGAACAGGAGUCUCUAUUGGUGGUGGAAUUGGAAGUAUAUGUGAUAUUGUGGAGGCAGCGCAGCUGAUUUGUGAAAAGAGGCUGCGGCGGCUUAGUCCGUUUUUCAUUCCAAAAAUAUUGGUAAACAUGGCAUCUGGUCAUGUGAGCAUGAAGUAUGGAUUUCAGGGGCCAAAUCAUGCUGCUGUGACAGCUUGCGCAACUGGUGCACAUUCUAUAGGCGAUGCCACUAGGAUGAUUCAAUUUGGAGAUGCAGAUGUUAUGGUGGCUGGUGGAACUGAGUCUAGCAUUGAUGCUCUGUCCGUAGCUGGAUUCUCUAGAUCAAGGGCUUUGUCAACUAAAUUCAAUUCUUCUCCACAAGAAGCUUCACGGCCUUUUGAUUGUGACCGGGAUGGUUUUGUGAUAGGGGAAGGUUCAGGGGUUAUAGUAUUAGAGGAAUAUGAGCAUGCAAAAAGACGAGGAGCAAAAAUUUAUGCUGAGCUUUGUGGAUAUGGGAUGUCAGGCGAUGCACACCAUAUUACUCAACCUCCUGAAGAUGGAAAAGGAGCUGUUUUGGCCAUGACGCGUGCCUUAAGACAGUCUGGUCUGUGUCCAAACCAAAUUGAUUAUGUAAACGCACAUGCAACAUCAACCCCAAUAGGCGAUGCCGUGGAAGCGAGAGCUAUCAAGACGGUAUUCUCUGAACAUGCUACUUCAGGCACCUUGGCAUUCUCCUCCACCAAGGGGGCUACUGGUCAUCUUCUUGGAGCAGCUGGAGCAGUGGAAGCUAUUUUCAGUAUCCUUGCUAUACAUCACGGGGUUGCUCCUAUGACGCUGAAUGUCAAGAAUCCAGAUCCCAUCUUCGACAAGAGGUUCAUGCCUUUAACCACUUCGAAAAAGAUGUUAGUUAGGACAGCAAUGUCGAAUUCGUUUGGCUUUGGAGGAACAAAUGCAUCUUUGCUCUUUGCCUCUAUCUAAACUUGUGUAAACAGCAUAGCAAAAGUUUUGAACUGAUCUUGCUUUGAUUGCAUAGAAGAUUACAUUAGUGAGUUCCCUAUGAAAUUACAGAUAAAGUUUUCUUGCAAUAUCCUUUUCAAAUAAAGUUUUUAGCACUGAUAUCAAA